Molecule: messenger RNA, 712 nt
Organism: Musca vetustissima
Lineage: Eukaryota; Metazoa; Arthropoda; Insecta; Diptera; Muscidae
Exons: 3
Source: RefSeq, a predicted model, not a curated record
GAAUGGGAUCAAGUAUCAGCCUAUAGUGGCCGCUCAAUACCCCGACCACGUGCCUAUCCCAUGGACAAUCAAGAUGAUAUGCGUAGCCAUUUCUCGGGAAUGCCAGGAAAGCUGGCGAAACCCAGAUCCAUUGCUGAUGGCCAAUCGCAGCAUAGCUUUUCAAAUAAUUCACAUCGCGGCUAUUUGGGCACCGCAUUUCCAUCGAAUUUAGUUAAUUCACGACCCGAAUUGCGUCAAUCUCGACAGUCACUUGCUGCACCCUCGGAGAGAAUGUCACGUGCCUCCUAUGCCGGUUCAAUACAUGGUGGCGCCGGCGGCAUCGGUGGUGGUGGACCCACAAGUGUGGCGUCUAGUACACGCCGUUCACGGCCGCGUUCUAGAUCACGCGAUCAAUUAAAUGCCACGCAUUUACACAGUCAUCGACCUGGAAGUCGAUACUCUACGGCUGGUUCGACACACACCCUCAACAAUUAUUGCGAUACAUCGGAUAAUUGGACCGAUCACGAUAUGGACAUAUAUAUGGCUAGAAAUCCGACAACACGCAAUGGAUUGGUGCCAUUAUGAGGGCGGGUUAUGCUUUCCUGAUAUUUCGAUGUUGUAUUAAAUUUAGAUGAACUUUUCUGACAAUACGUUACGCCUAAUCGCCAUGGGGAGCGGGAGCGGCGGCAGCGACAACAACAACAGCAACAACAAAGACGUUUGAUUAAAUGUU